GCGUGAUUCAGCGCCACUAUGUGGGUAUGGAAUAAGGCUGCAUCGCUUGUUCGCCUGGGCAGAUCCACUCCCUUUCAUAGACUGUCCAUCUCGAGGCCGGCCAGGGCAGUACCACACACUCUACGUACGCGCUCAUGGGACUUCCACAAAGGGGUUAACGACCCCAGAGGAUUCCACACCUCCAUCGCAUGCCGCUACGACGACUACGAAGACGAUCUAAAUGGAGGUGAAAUGCGUAUCAAAGGUAUGAACAAAGGAAGGAGGAGCCGUGAUGACGACGAUGAUUUUUACGAACACAAAAAGAAGAAAAAGAAAAAACCGUCCAAAAUUGUACCACGGAAUAUAAUGCUGAGUGAAAACACGUCUGUGAUGGAUGUUAUACUACAAAGCGGCGAGAGUAUAGGUCCGUUCAUGGCCCGAUUGCACCACAAAACGGGCGACCGAUCAUACAAACCCGAAACCAUCCUGCCCUACGAGGAAGCUGUCCUUAUUGUGGAGGAAAUGGGACACAAUCCAGAGCAAAUAGCCUUUACGCAGAAUCAAUUGAAAAGGCCUGCAGACGAGAACAUCGACAAGUUCAAGCCCAGGUCACCCGUAGUGACCAUCCUGGGCCACGUGGACCACGGCAAGACCUCUCUGCUGGAUUUCCUGCGCACGGCGAAUGUGGCUGCCGGCGAGGCAGGGGGUAUCACCCAACACAUUGGUGCCUUCAAGGUUACAACAAGUGAUGGAGAUGAGAUUACGUUCUUGGACACCCCUGGGCACGAGGCUUUCACAGAUAUGCGGAAGCGAGGCGCUGAGUGCACUGACAUAGCCAUUCUCGUGGUGGCUGCAACUGAGGGGUGCCAAGCCCAGACGGUGAAGCAAAUUUUGGAUGUGCAUAAUAAGGUGCUGAAGGGCGCUGGCCCCAGCACAGCCUGCCAUAUCACCGGUUGGGAUUCUCUACCUCCAGCUGGUGCUGUACUUGUGGAGGUCGCAUCAGAAAAGGUGGCGAGGUCUAUUUUGGACAAGCGCAACUCACAAAGUGAAAGAUUAGAAAGUCUUAAACGACAGACCGACUCCUCCAGGCUGAGCAACAAAGACCAGAAAAUCAUCAACGAAGCGAAAUUGGGUGGUAAGACAGGUCCCGACGACGCUCCCAGGUUGACCCGCAGAGACAAACGCUUCGCCCUGAGACAGAAGUUGGCAGCCGAGAAUUGGGACAAAGUGGAAACCAAAAAGGAAUACUUUGUCGACGAUCCGGAAUACGACUUCGGUGAACAGCUGACACUCCCGGUCGUGAUUCGUGGGGAUGUCGAGGGUACAGUGAGUGCGUUGCAGCAGUCGUUGGUGGCACUAAAGAACCGCAAGAUCAAGACCGAUGUGAUUGCGAGUGGUGUUGGGCCCAUAACUGAGUCAGACAUCGACCGGGCUAUAACUGCGGAGGGUGCGGUGGUAGCCUUCAAUGCGCCUUGUCCUGCGGCUCUAGAGCGAAUGGCCGAGAAGGCCGAUGUACAUAUAAUCAAAUCCAAGGUUAUAUACCACAUCCUGGACGAAGUCAAGGAGCAGCUUUCACAAAGGCUGCCUAAGCUCAAGACGAGGGAAGUGGACGGAGCUGCUAUCGUUAACGAGGUUUUCCCCCUGAGAGAUAGGAAUAAGUCUGUGGUCGCGGGCUGCCGGGUCACAGAGGGGCAGAUAAAAAAGAAGUCACUAUACAGAGUUCGUAGAGGGAACCAGACUCUGUGGGAUGGUCAGGAUGCAGAGGAGCUGCGUCAUCACAAGGACGUCGUCCCAUUGGUCAAGAAUGGGCAAGACUGUGGUAUCCGGCUUGAUGGCUUCGGCGAGUAUGAGGUCGGAGAUAUCAUCGAAACUUAUCAUGUAGUGUAUGUGGACGAGACGUUCGAUCCAGGAGACGUAUAAAUAAAGAGUUAUAACACAGUGUAUUCUGGAGGCAUAUCACGAUCCAUCGUCUGACAGUUUAAUCGAGCAAUUGGUGUACUUCUGAACAAUACCAGGGGCAAAUACAGUCGACUUUUCAUUCAAUAAACAGUCCCUACGCUUCGUAGCGGGUGGUCCGGCACAGCACAGCAAACUUGGUGACUGCGACUGUAGGGAAACCCUGUCAGAUACAGAUACAGUUAUUUGCUCAAUUUGUG
This is a messenger RNA of Sphaeroforma arctica JP610, 2135 nucleotides long. RefSeq lists its product as hypothetical. The record is from RefSeq and is a predicted model, not a curated record. The transcript is spliced from 15 exons. Lineage: Eukaryota; Ichthyosporea; Ichthyophonida. The coding region runs from base 19 to 1899 and encodes 626 amino acids. Gene Ontology annotation, molecular function: GTP binding; GTPase activity.